GGGCUCGUCUGCUUCAGGGUUAAGGUGGUGCGUGACGAAAACGCAUUCAACAAGCGUCUGCUGCAGCGCCUUAACAAAGACGGCGACAUCCAUCUGGUCGCUUCAGAGGCACGAGGCGUAUAUUUCCUCAGGGUGGCGGUUUGCUCCCGCUUCACGGAGUCGGAAGACAUGGAGUUUGCCUGGCGAACCAUCGAGCGCACCACUUCAGUGAUGCUAGCAGAGGAACAGCGUGCCGAGUAAGAAGAGGUCAUCGAGUACGAGUCUCUGACAACACAGUCCCUCAACACAGUCCCUCAACACAGUCCCUCAACACA
Molecule: messenger RNA, 314 nt
Organism: Hyalella azteca
Lineage: Eukaryota; Metazoa; Arthropoda; Malacostraca; Amphipoda; Hyalellidae
Product: aromatic-L-amino-acid decarboxylase
Biological process (GO): catecholamine metabolic process; serotonin biosynthetic process
Molecular function (GO): aromatic-L-amino-acid decarboxylase activity
Source: RefSeq, a predicted model, not a curated record